AGAUUUUUCAAUAUUUAUUUAUUAACUUGCAUAUAGUCACAAAUAAAUAAAAUUGUAAAAAUUUUAAUGAAGUAUUAGGUAAUAAGUAUAAUGAAAUAUUGGUUUAACAGUGACUUGGUAACAUGACGUCUAAGAUGGACAGCAAGGAUGGCAUCAAUAUAGCGAUCAUACCACAGUUCUACGCGGGUAGAGAGGUGUUUAUCACUGGAGCCACUGGAUUCGUCGGCAAAGUGUUGGUUGAGCGACUGCUAUCCACGUGUCCUGACAUUUGCCGUCUACACCUGUUAAUAACAGUUAAGAGGGGUGAAUCACCAGAGGCGAGACUCGACAAGCUCAAGAAGUCUCCCAUAUACGAUGUCUUACAUAAAAACAAACCAGACCAGCUGAAGAAAUUGAGCUUAGUCCACGGAGAUUUCAAUGAAGUUGACCUCGGAAUCACCGAUAAAGCUAUAGAUGCUCUCAGAGAUGUAUCGAUAGUGUUCCACCUAGCUGCAUCGGUCAAUAUGGAGGAAAAUCUACUCACGGCGGUGAAAGUCAAUACUAUAGCAACCAUGGCUUUGUUGGAUAUCUGCCAUCGGUUACCGAAAAUAGCGGCCUUUAUCCACGUGUCUACAGGAUAUAGUAACGCAGAGCGUACUCUGAUAGAGGAGACGGUAUAUCCGCUUCCACGCCCACUCGACACUAUGAUUGAAGAAUCGCUCAAGGGAGGACAAAUGACCUUAGAUGAAAUCAAGAGGUGA
Messenger RNA from Diatraea saccharalis (sugarcane borer), 740 nucleotides. The record is from the annotation of a GenBank genome assembly. Lineage: Eukaryota; Metazoa; Arthropoda; Insecta; Lepidoptera; Crambidae.